Messenger RNA from Nanorana parkeri, 2356 nucleotides. RefSeq names its product SHC adaptor protein 1 (gene SHC1). The transcript is spliced from 12 exons. Lineage: Eukaryota; Metazoa; Chordata; Amphibia; Anura; Dicroglossidae. Gene Ontology annotation, biological process: intracellular signal transduction; cell surface receptor protein tyrosine kinase signaling pathway. Gene Ontology annotation, cellular component: plasma membrane. The record is from RefSeq and is a predicted model, not a curated record. Gene Ontology annotation, molecular function: receptor tyrosine kinase binding. Bases 13 to 1797 code for a protein of 594 amino acids.
UGUCACCGGACUAUGAGACCUGGACCCCAGCUUUCUGUAGAGUGCAGGUUGCCGACGGGCAUUAUGGAUCUCUUGCCCAAAACCAAGUAUAACCAUUUGCGCAACGAGUCGGUCAGCUCGGUGGAAGAGGCUCUAGGCGCGGGGAUGCCCGUUUCAUCCAUGGAUAUCAUGCUGGCCGAGUCUUUGCCCAAUUCGUCCUCCUCCUCUUCUCUCGCCCCCAUGUUGCCCCUGGCUGAGCUGUCCUCUGAGUCGGAGGACAGCCCUACCACCCUAUGCUCCUUCUUCCCAAAAAUGGCCAAUCUGAAGCUCUCUAACCCGGCGAACUUACUAAACCUGCGCAGCUUCUCCUCCGGGGCAGGGAAGGACUCGGGCAGCCCGGGGGAGCUGGCCGACAUCAGUGACAGCCUCGACUUAGGGAGGACUUUUACUGUUUUCUCUCAGGAUAUGAACAAGCUGAGUUGCGGGAGGAAGUCCCGGGUGGAAGGAGGACAACUGGCUGGAGACGAGUGGACACGACAUGGCAGCUUCGUCAACAAGCCCACCCGGGGGUGGCUGCACCCGGAUGAGAAGGUGAUGGGUCCCGGAGUCUUCUACCUCGUCAGGAUAGACCUGUGUUUCAAUACAGCUCAGUUUAUCUUAAAAGAAGCCAUCAGCCUGGUGUGCGAUGCUGUCCCCGGGGCGAAGGGCGCUCUGCGGAGGAGAAAGACGGGAGGCCGCGCCCUCAACUCCAUCCUGGGGAAGUGUAACUUGAAGUUUGCCGGGAUGCCAAUCACCCUCACCGUAUCGACCAGCAGCCUCAACCUCAUGGCCUCCGACUGCAAGCAGAUCAUCGCAAAUCAUCACAUGCAGUCGAUAUCUUUCGCCUCCGGGGGAGAUCCGGACACAGCAGAAUAUGUAGCAUACGUUGCCAAAGAUCCAGUGAAUCAAAGAGCUUGCCAUAUAUUGGAGUGCCCUGAGGGUCUGGCCCAGGAUGUGAUCAGCACCAUUGGACAAGCCUUUGAACUCCGCUUCAAGCAAUACCUCAAAAAUCCUCCCAAAUUAGUGACUCCGCAUGACAGGAUGGCCGGGUUUGACGGUUCCGCGUGGGACGAGGAAGAGGAGGAGCUUCCAGACCACGCCUAUUACAACGAUUUUCCAGGCAAAGAGCCACCAAUCGGCGGGGUGGUGGACAUGAGAUUACGCGAGGGAGCGGCUCCUGCAGUACCAAGGCAAAGCCCUAACCACAUGGGUGCCACACUGCCAGUGGGACAGAUCACCGGGGCGGAGCAGGACCCACGGAAGCUACAACCACAGCGCUUCCCCGUACCCGGUGCCAAGCCCAUGAACAGGCCUGACCUCUUUGAUGACCCCUCCUACGUCAACGUCCAGAACCUGGAGAAGUCCCGGCAGCCUCAGCGAGGGGCCACCAACGGCCAGAGGGACAUCUUUGACAUGAAGCCAUUUGAGGAAGCCCUUCCUCCGGGCCAGGCCAUCGUCAGCAUGGAGGAGCAGUUGAAGCGGGAGCCGUGGUAUCAAGGGAAGAUGACCCGGAAGGAGGCCGAGAGGCUUCUAAGAGUCAACGGAGACUUCCUAGUUCGAGAGAGUACCACCACCCCGGGGCAGUACGUCCUGACCGGCCUCCAGAAUGGCCAGCCUAAGCACCUUCUGCUGGUGGAUCCAGAAGGAGUGGUUCGGACUAAGGACCACCGCUUCGAGAGCGUGAGUCACCUCAUCAGCUACCACAUGGACAAUCACUUACCGAUUAUCUCGGCCGGGAGCGAGCUGUGUCUUCAACAACCCGUGGAGCGGAGACAAUGAGGCCCCGUCGGCCACGGACAGCCGCGUUCUUUCUCCUUCUGACUCUCCAAUCACGGGUGUCGGCCAUCCUAAUCCUGUAUCUUGCUGCGAGCCCGUCGCCAUGGCGGGUGGCUCCCUUUUGUCACUUUCAGGGAAUCUUUAGGGGUCCUAAUGCACAAGUGGGGACAGCGAGACCCGGAAUAACCCCUUAAUCGCACUUAAGGGAGCGGACUGUACCCAUCAAGAUGGCGGACAAGCGGAUGGCCGCCCCCCUUACCCCCUCAGCACAAGACAGGCUCCGCUUCUCAUAGCACACGACGAUCUGUGGCGGCCGCGCUGCGAUACUGAUUUGUGCCUUCUAGAAUAUUUUGGUUUUUUUCUUUGAUUUUGUACAAUGCAUCCCAAUUAUGAAGAGGGGCGACCUCAAUGUUAACCCCUUCUCAGCCACACAUUAUAGACUUAUACGCCCUCUGUGUGGGAUUUCAGCGAAGAUUGGUUCUUGACCGAACGGCAAUAAUGAUUGUAGCCGGAGCUGCUGCAUGCUGGAAUUUCUUUUCCCCACCGUCGCCCCGGAUGCCAU